Monodelphis domestica (gray short-tailed opossum) is the source of this 3813-nucleotide messenger RNA. The record is from RefSeq and is a predicted model, not a curated record. NCBI's taxonomy places the organism in Eukaryota, Metazoa, Chordata, Mammalia, Didelphimorphia, Didelphidae.
UGAAGUCCAGUGGCAAGACAAAAGUCAGGAUGACUAGCAUGACUUGUGAUGCAAUGGAUGAACUCGGCACCUUCGCUGUCUGACCAAGACCAAGAGCUCCAGAUUCAACUUAUUUUGUAGCUAUUAGAACAGGUCAUUGUCAUCCACCCACUCCACUGAAAGAGGUCUUCACAUGUUUGGGGUGGACAUCCCCAUAGAUCACCAACAGGUUUUUGCCUGUUGACUGCCUUCUAACCUGGUGUCUGCCAAGAUGGUUUUAACAGGGUGACUGCUGUGCUUACUACAGCUUCUUGGAGCUACAAGGAUCUUUACCACAGAUGCUCAUCAUCCCAGCAAUUCGACCCUUCACCAUUUGACCCAACAGCUACUGCAGAACUAUCGUAAGGAAGUAAGGCCAGUUCAAAACUGGACUCAGGCCACAACUAUUUAUCUGGAUUUCUUGGUCCAUGCUGUGUUGGAUGUGGAUGCACAGAAUCAAAAACUAAAGACUAGUAUAUGGUACAAAGAGAUUUGGAAUGAUGAGUUUUUAGCCUGGAACUCCAGCCUGUUUGAUGGAAUAGGAGAAAUCUCCCUUCCCCUGAGUGCCAUCUGGUCCCCUGAUAUCAUCAUCAAUGAAUUCAUGGAUGUUGAAAAAUCACCUGAUCUUCCCUAUGUUUACGUGAACUCAUCUGGGACCAUUAAGAACAAUAAGCCCAUCCAGGUGGUCUCUGCAUGCAGUUUGGAGACAUAUGCUUUCCCAUUUGAUACACAGAACUGCAGCCUAACCUUCAAAAGCAUCCUGCACACAGUGACAGAUUUAGAUCUUGCCUUCCUGAGGAGCACAGAAGACAUUGAGAAAGACAAAGCUUUGUUCAUGAAUGAUGGCGAGUGGGAACUUCUUUCUGUGCCUUCAACCUACCACGUCAUGCACAAUGAAGCUGGUGACUUUGCCCAGAUUCAGUUUCACGUGAUCAUCCGGAGACGACCAUUGGUCUAUGUGGUAAAUCUUUUAAUUCCCAGCAUCUUCCUCAUGGUUGUGGAUUUGGGCAGCUUCUAUCUACCCCCAAACUGCCGCAGCAGGAUCACUUUCAAGACCAGCAUCCUGGUGGGCUACACAGUUUUCAAGGUCAACAUGUUGGAUGAGGUACCCAGGAGUGCAAUGAGCACACCUCUGAUUGGUGUCUUCUUCACAAUCUGUAUGGCCUUUCUGGUUCUCAGCUUAUCUAAAUCUAUCCUUCUGGUUAAGUUCCUCCAUACAGAGAGAAACAGUGGACAGGACCAUCCCCUCUUUUGUUUCCAAAGGACCUCCAGGGCUAGACUAGCUGAUAGUACCCAUCCCAUCAGAACCUCUUUGGUGGUGGAUGACUCCCCAACAGAUGUCCCUCACUGUCAAGAUCACCAGACCCAAGGGGAAGUUCUAAAGGACGCCCUGGUUCAGCUCCAGUCCAUCAGCUCCUGUGUUCAGGCUCUGGACCAGACUGCCCAACAAGAAGCUUCAUGGGUUGCAAUCCUGUACAGAUUUGACAAGCUUUUGUUCCGGGGCUACCUCCUGGUUCUGGGAGUAUACACCAUCACACUCUGUUCCCUGUGGGGAAUAUGGAGUUCUCUGAAAACUACAGUUAGGCCAAGUUCAUAGUGUACAUGGCCCUUGAGUGGUGUGUGUGUGUGUGUGUGUGUGUGUGUGUGUGUGUUGUGGGGUUGGGUAGGAAAGGGGAAAGAACUACUGGUGAUAGAGCCCUUUACAGGGAAAUUCAAUAGCCUCCAUGCCCAUUUAUACUUAUCACAUAUUAUUUUCUUUUAAGAGCAAGAGAAAUAUUAUAGACUAACAGAAAGCACACUGGCUCUGGAGUCUGAGGACCUGGGUUCAAAUCCGGCCUCUGGCACUAACUCCCUAUAGAACUUUAACCUAUUUAAUCACUUAACUUCUAGCUAUAAAAUGAAGGGGUUAGACUAGAUGGUUUCUAGAUCCCUUCCAGAUCUACUUGUUUAAUCACUUUUGACUCUUCACGUCCUCCACUGACCACACUGUCCAUGGAGUUUUCUUGGUAAACAUACCAGAGUGGUUUGCCAUUUCUUUCUCCAGUGGAUUAAAACAAAUAAAGGUUAAGUGAUUUGUCCAAGGUUAAACCACUAGUAAGUGCCUGAGGUCAGAUUUGAAUUCAGUUCUUCCCCAUUCCAGGCCCAGGCUUGAUCUACAGCUAUGAUAGAAAAUCAUGUCAUCUUGCUUUCCUAUCUAUAUAAUUUAGGUUCUAGUGCCCAUCUUUGCAUACUAGCUUCCUUACCAACCCUGGUCCUCAUAGUUGUCUAAAGUGCCUUCUAGCUCUGAAUCUAUAAUAAUUAAUAUCCAUAUUAGUGAUUCUUUCUAGACCACUCAGCUGAGAGAAUUGAAGGGAUCAGAACAGCAAAUGGUAGUGAGAAUUGAGGCAACUGAGUGAACUAUACUUGACUCCAUCUUGUGACUCAAUUCUGGAGCUAUCUCCGAUCUCUUCCUAUUCAAUGAUGAGCCUAGUCCAACUUCUGUCUUGCGAGAAAACUGUAUUCAGUUGUGGGAAUUAUAAGAAAACCUUAUUGUAUUGUUUGAACUUAACCCUGGGUGACUGGGAACCUGGACCAUCUCUACGUGUGAUUUAGAGACCCUUAACUAAGGACCUAUAUUAGGCUGAUCAGAAACCCAAUUAGAUCCAAAAAUAAAUGUAAGGAACUUUUUCACAAUUGUACAGCUCGAGCAACCUAUAUGUAUUAUCUGAAAACUGGCCCCACACUGAUCUAUCAGUAAUUGCUUCCAUGUUCUUUUACACAGAAAUUUUGAAGGAAUGGGACACCUCUUUCCUGAGUUCUGGGAAUUGCACCUGUUCAUUCUCCCCCUCCCAAUUUGGAAAGCUCCUAAUGUUUCAUCCAAUUAGAAAUCAGAUUACCUAAUGUUAUAUUGUUUCCUUUUAAUUGGCCUUAUUUGAUUACAGUGGUUCCUUGGUACUCAUCAUUAAUUCAUUUUCAAGUACCAAAAAGGUCUAGUACCAAAUGAAUUUUCUCAUAAGGAAUAACAAAAAUUGAAUUAAUCCAUUCCAGACACCCAGAAAAUUCAGAUUUUAUGGGGCAUUAUAUGCAUUAAUGGAGUUGUAUUUUAGUAAAUAAACAUCAAUAAUACAUAGAGGAUAAAUAAAAAACAAUAAUUAAAUAAAAUAAUUUUAAGUUAACUUUAGCUGUAUUGAGAGGCAUUUGUAACUUAAGGGAAUGGUGGGGAAGAGAAAUGUUAUUGUCUAGAAGAGCAGUCCCCUUCCAUAAUCUCUGAGGGCCACCGCCCUUCUGUCCCUUAUGAUCACUGAACCCUGCUUGAGAUUCACCAGGUUUAAGCUUUAUGAGAAAUCUUUUAAAUGAUUUUUGUUUUUGUCUGCAUCUCCAAAUUCCUGUAAAGUGGGGAAUGGUCUGGUCAUUUAACAAAUUUAUAAUUUGGCUUGUUACAUUAUCACGGUGAUAUUUUUCAACAAAGUUUUGUACUUGCACCCAUUUUGCACAUAUUUCCUUGAUUAAUGAAGUGGAAACAUCCUCCUUUACCUCCUCCUCACCUGAAGAAAACUCCACCUCACCCCCCCAACCCCAAUCAGGAGGUGUUGCUGCUCACUUUGAAGUUCCUAUGACUCUUCAGUGACUAGCUCUUCCUUAUGCUACUGAGCUAACACGAGACCCUUUAUUUAGGCUGGAGUGGGCAUAUGCUUCCCAAGAUCUUGAUGCCAACAAGUUCUAGCAAUUGCAUUGAGUGCCAAGCAAACAUUGAAUUUUUUUCUCAUCAAAAUGUAAUGCCUCAAAUACUAAAUUCAACGAGUUCCAAGACCGUCA